ACUAUGAAAAAAGACUUAUCUUCAUAAUACUCCAGUAUUCCAUUGGAUCUGUGAUCUCAUCGAUGUGGGUAUUCCCUCCAACAGUGCAGAUUGCAGCCCUGCCUGCCCAUCCUGUGCAACUCUUGUUCAUGUCUUUCUAGCCUGAAACUGUGUGAGGGCAGUGAGCACAGACGGCAAUGACAAGUCUGAAUAGUAGCCAUGCAGAGAAAACUAAUGAUAUGCCAAAACCAUCAUCAGCCCCCAAAGUACAGGUCCAAAGAUCACUUUCACGAGAUACCAUCACCAUUCACUUCUCAGCAUCUGGGAAGGAAGAAAAAGAGGAGGAGGAGGAUUUCAGGGAACCUCCUGAUGAAGAGUUUGACGACCAAAGCAUUGUAACUGCUCUUGAAGCCAAGGAAGACUUGUUCUUUGAACGGGGGCACCAUGACUUUGCUGGCCCUGCUACCUCACCUGUCAUGGCAGUUGUACAGUCUGUGUCCUCCCCUUCUCCUGUUUUGCCCGUCGCUGAGAGUGCUCUAAAAUCAUUGGAAUCCUCUCUGUCCCCAGCAUCUUCUCUAUCAGGCCUCAUAGUGAGCUCACCCAGUGUGUCAUCUCUAUCAGAGCAGAAAACCAGUUCCUCCUCUCCAUUGUCCUCUCCUUCCAAGUCUCCUGUUCUGUCAUCCAGUGCCUCUUCCUCCACCCUUUCUAGUGCAAAACCCUUCAUGAGCCUUGUCAAGUCCCUCUCGACAGAGGUGGAGCCAAAAGAAUCCCCACACCCCCCCAGGCACCGGCACUUGAUGAAAACUCUAGUCAAGUCUCUGUCCACAGAUACUUCCAAGCAGGAACUGGACACUCUCUCCUAUAAGCCACCUGACUCCAAACUGAAUUUACACCUCUUCAAGCAGUUUACUCAGCCACGAAACACAGGGGGAGAUUCCAAGACGGCUCCUUCUUCCCCACUGACUUCUCCCUCGGAUACUAGAUCCUUUUUUAAAGUGCCCGAAAUGGAAGCUAAAAUUGAAGAUACUAAACGGCGCCUUUCUGAAGUCAUCUAUGAGCCUUUUCAGCUCCUUAGCAAAAUUAUUGGGGAGGAAAGUAGUAGCCACAGGCCCAAAGCCUUAUCUUCAAGUGCUUCAGAGCUCUCCAAUCUUUCCAGCUUGAAUGGCCCCUUGGAAAGCAAUAACAACUACAGCAUCAAAGAAGAGGAAUGUGACUGGGAGGGUGACUGUGAUGGAAGUGACUCCAAUGUUAGUAGGAGUGAGUUCCCUAAGCCCGCUGAAGAAUUGGUAAAGGAGGUGGAACUACAGGGCUCUCAAGUCAGCAGUGUCAAGGAUGCAAGUGCAAAGACUGCCUCAUCGGUACUUGAAAAAUGUUCUUUGUCAGCCUUAGUCAGCAAAGAAGACGAAGAGUUUUGUGAGCUGUAUGCUGAGGACUUUGACCUGGAUGCUGAAGAAGAAAAUAAAAUUGAUAAGCCCCUAGACAUUUCUCUCAAGCCAGGGAUGCUUGAGGAAAAUAAUACCGUACUUGACAGUGAACAUGAAAUGAAUUUGUACAUGCAGCAGCCUAAACUACCAACGAAGACACUAUACUUCCUUAUUUUGUUAGUCUAUGCGUACCUUAUACUCCCUCUUCCCAGUUAUGUGAGUGGACUCUGCUUGGGAUUUGGUCUCGGAUUUAUGAUUGCGGUCUGUGUGAUUUGGUUUUUUACACCGUCAAGUGCUCAUAAAUAUCACAGGCUACAUACAAGCCUAAAACACUGGAAUACAGAAUCUCUGGAUAUCAAAGAACCGGAAAUUCUGAAGGGAUGGAUGAAUGAGAUCUACAACUAUGAUCCAGAGACGUACCAUGCAACUUUGACACAUUCAGUCUUUGUUCGACUUGAAGGGGAAACCUUGAGGCUUUCAAAGCCCAAUAAAAAUAUAUCCAGAAGAGCCAGCUACAAUGAGACCAAACCUGAAGUCACUUACGUCAGCCAGAAAAUCUACAAUCUUUCAGACAGUAAGAUUUAUCUUGUUCCCAAGAGUUUGGCUCGAAAACGCAUUUGGAAUAAAAAGUACCCUAUUUGUAUUGAACUUGCUAGACAAGAUGACUUUAUGACCAAGGCUCAGCCUGAUAAAGAUAUUUCAGAAGAAAAGACUUCAUGUGAGAAAGACUCAGGUAGUGAAGAACAUAGGAAGUCAACCCAUUCUUCAGAUGGAACAAAAUCCACAGGCCAGAAGGAUCAGAUACUGUAUCUCUUUGGGAGGACUGGCCGAGAAAAAGAAGAAUGGUUCAGGAGAUUUCUCUUGGCAUCCAAGUUGAAGUCUGACAUCAAGAAACCGUUUAGUGUCUGUGGCAACCCACCAGGGUUCUUGCCUACACAUAGCAGACACAAUAGCCAGUCUAGCAACCUAACCCACAGUCGCAGCAGCAGCAAAGGCAGCGUGGAAGAAUUUGUGUCUCAGCCUAAGCAGAAGGAUCUAGCAGGCAGUGUGCGACAGAAGGUGCUCCUACACUAUGAGGUAUAUAUGGCCAGGUGUGUCCCGAGAGAAAUACCAAGUCCCCAGAGGAGCCCAGUACAGAGCGCAGAAAGUAGUCCUACGGCUGUCAAAAAGUUGCCACCAGAGACCCAGCCCCAGGAAGAAGAAGAACAGGAAGCCUGGGUCAACGCCUUGCUCGGAAGAAUAUUUUGGGACUUUCUAGGAGAGAAAUAUUGGUCUCACUUUGUGUCAAAGAAAAUCCAAAUGAAACUCAGUAAAAUAAAGCUCCCAUACUUUAUGAAUGAGCUAACGCUGACGGAACUUGACAUGGGGGUAGCUGUGCCAAAAAUCCUUCAGGCCUUCAAACCGUAUGUUGAUCACCAAGGACUCUGGAUUGAUUUGGAAAUGUCCUACAAUGGGCCCUUUCUGAUGACGCUUGAGACCAAAAUGAAUUUGACAAAACUGGGUAAAGAGCCUCUUGUUGAAGCCUUCAGAGUUGGAGAAAUUGGCAAAGAAGGUUUCAGGCCAAGGGCAUAUUGCCUUGCUGACAGUGAUGAGGAGUCCUCCAGUGCUGGCUCCUCUGAUGAGGAUGAUGCUUCAGAAAUGGUUGGUGGAGACAAGCAGCUCACUCCAGGGACUGAAGGGUAUGUUGGAGGAUACCGGACAAGUAAGAUUAUGAGGUUUGUGGACAAAAUCACCAAGUCAAAAUAUUUCCAAAAAGCAACUGAGACAGAGUUUAUUAAAAAGAAGAUUGAGGAAGUCUCGAAUACUCCACUGCUUCUGACUGUUGAAAUACAAGAGUGUAAAGGAACCUUAGCAGUUAACAUUCCACCUCCUCCAACUGACCGAAUAUGGUAUGGCUUCCGAAAGCCACCACAUGUGGAACUGAAGGCUCGGCCAAAACUUGGUGAGAGAGAAGUGACUAUAGUUCAUGUAACUGACUGGAUAGAGAAGAAACUGGAACAAGAGUUUCAGAAAAUUUUUGUCAUGCCAAACAUGGAUGAUGUUUAUAUCCCAAUAAUGCACUCGGCCAUGGAUCCCCGAUCAGCUUCCUGUCUGCUCCAAGAUCCGCCCGUGGAAGCCGCUGCUGAUCAGCUGUGACGUGUCAAGACCCGCGGUUUACAGUAUUAUGAGAUUAUUCAUUAAGGUUUUUGGUUCUUUGAGCUGUGUUGUAGUUGUGCCCUUCACUUGUGCCAGAGAUUCCCCCCAAAGGCCUGCUUCUGCCAUGUCUCUGCCUGCCUGUUCCCAUUCCACUGUGAGGCAUCUCUCCCUGGGUCAGCUGUGAAGGUUUGCCUUGGGCAGAGGAUGAAAGAGCUGUCCCACCCAUCCAGAAGUUUUAAGCACACAACAGAUAGUCGGACCUGUUGCCUCCCUGGACUACAAAAAAUGCCUUGGCAACAGAGGGACAGAGAGCAAGCAAGAAGGGGGCGAGCCUCGGAAAGCGAAGACACCCUCUCUCCUCAACUCCCCAGCACCGGUCCGCAGGCAGCCUCGGUACAAAGCAACUGUGUGGGUUGUGUGGGACAGUCGGGGAGGCACUGCUUGGGGCGAGGGUUGUUCUGCGACCGAUUUUAUUGGCAGUAAGGAGAUAGGCCUAGCAACUUUUUUUCACAUUAAAUUGCGCAUCUUUGGAAGCAAGUAGCCAUAAAAUAUGUACACACACUAACACACUCUCAGCCAGGGUGGGGAUGUUGGGCUUCUGUGAAACAGGCAAAGCCAUGAGAUCAAACCAUACCAAGCCUUUUACCAGUGAGGUACAAUCACAGUGCUUUGUAACUUCUCUGAAUGUUUUUUGAAACAUGAGCACACAUGAAAAUGUCUAACAUUGCACCCAGUGACCAGAAAGAUCGAAUUUUUCUGCUUGUAGAAAGAGAAUCUUGAUACCAUGGUGGGUGGGAUGACCUUUGUACUUUACAGGCUUCCCAUCCAGUGUUUACUGUGUUAUACCUGGAAGUUUUAUAUAGGAAUUAAAAUGCUUACUAAAGUUCAUUGUAAACUGGUUUUAGGAACAGUUUCUUUUUCUAAAUAAUGGCCAAAAUGGAAAGAAAACUGCUCCUGGAUUCUUAUCCAGUCGUGAGAUUUAAAACCAAAAGUUUGCAUAUCGGAACACUACAUAGCUGAGAAUAAGCAUUUGUGACAUCUCUUUAAUGUUGCCAAAUUUUAUUUUGUGUAUUUGUGUCAGAAAGUUAAUUUAGUUUCAAAAAGUCAAUCUUAUUUUUUACAUUGUGUUCAAAGCAGCAUUUGACCCAAAUCAAAAUUACUUUGUGUAACUUUGGAUAAUUUACUAUAUACAUACCUAACAUAACUAAGCUAAUAGUGGAGGGUUUAAAAAGGAAAAAAGAAAAAAAAAUGUGCACCUUGCCUGAAUGUGAUUUAAAGAGAGCAUUUAAUAUAUUGAAGAAAAUUAUAUUUGAACACUUAUUUUGGUUACUUUUAAUUGCAUUCUAUCUGACUAAAUUCCUAUUCCUUGACCAUUCCAGUUUGUGUCCGGUUCUAAUUUCUCAUUAUGUAGGCUUAGCUGCCUUUCAUAAAGUCCGCAUGUCUUAUUCACUGGUCUUUAUGAUUUGAUUUUUGUGCAAUAACUAAAAAUAAAAGGACGAGGUGCAUUACUGUGUAGAGAUUACACAUGACUGUCUCCUAUUGCACUUAAUCAGAAGUAUGUGGGGAAUUACAAUCACUUGCAUUGUCUCACAAAAUAAAUAUCUCAUGUCUAAUACCUGA
Messenger RNA from Vombatus ursinus (common wombat), 5159 nucleotides. It is a transcript of the gene TEX2, whose product is annotated as testis expressed 2. The transcript is spliced from 12 exons. Lineage: Eukaryota; Metazoa; Chordata; Mammalia; Diprotodontia; Vombatidae. Gene Ontology annotation, cellular component: endoplasmic reticulum. The record is from RefSeq and is a predicted model, not a curated record. Bases 177 to 3539 code for a protein of 1120 amino acids. Gene Ontology annotation, molecular function: lipid binding.